Messenger RNA from Hordeum vulgare subsp. vulgare (domesticated barley), 2296 nucleotides. RefSeq names its product pentatricopeptide repeat-containing protein At1g09820-like. The record is from RefSeq and is a predicted model, not a curated record. NCBI's taxonomy places the organism in Eukaryota, Viridiplantae, Streptophyta, Magnoliopsida, Poales, Poaceae. Gene Ontology annotation, molecular function: protein binding. The transcript is spliced from 2 exons. Bases 1 to 1725 code for a protein of 574 amino acids.
AUGCCGCUCCGCACGCUGCUCCGGCACCUCGCGGCCGGCCGGUUCGCAAGCCUUCAGGCGCUCACCGGCGCGGCCACGGCGCCGGCCGCGCACCGCGUCCUCCACCUCCUCCUCCGCACAACGCCGGCCCCUCCUCUCCCCGACCUCGUCUCCCUCGCGCGCUGGUCCCGCUCCCACUUCCGCGCGCCCCUCCCGCUCCAGCUCCACGCGCUCCUGCUCGCCCGCCUCGCCUCCCACGGCCUCCACCCGCUGCUCCGCUCCGAGCUGCACGCGCUCGCCGCCUCCCGCCUCCACUCCCCGGCGUCCAUCCUCCGCGCCCUCCCCGCGUCUUCCCCCGCCGCCGCGCCGCUCGUCGCCGACAUGCUCGUCCUCGCGCUCGCUAGGGCCUCCCAGCCCUUGGCGGCGUACGAGGCUUUCCUCCUCCUCGGCGAUAACCACCCGCGCCACCGCCCCUCCGCCUUCUCGGUGAACAGCCUGCUCUCCGCCCUUUUCGCCGCCGAGCGGGUCGACCUCGCCGAGAGGGCUUUCAAGGCGGCGCUCCGGCGGCGCGUGUCGCCGGACCUUUUCACCUUCAACAUCGUCAUCUCCGGGCUCUGUAAGGCUGGGCAGCUUCGCAAGGCCGGCGAUGUAGCCAAGGACAUCAGGGCGUGGGGGCUGGUUCCCUCUGUGGCCACCUACAAUGCUCUCAUCGACGGCUACUGCAAGAAGGGCCGCGUCGGGAGGAUGUACCACGUCGAUGCGCUUUUGAAGGAGAUGGUCGAGGCUGGAAUCUUGCCUAACGUCGUUACAUUCAAUGUGUUGGUUAGUGGGUAUUGCCAGGACUCGAACACUGCUGCUGCGGUGCGAGUCUUUGAGGAGAUGAAGCAGCAGGGGAUUGCGCCCAGCAUGGGGACAUACAAUGCACUUGUUUGGGGUCUCUGUAGAGAGGGGAAGGUAGAGGAAGGGGUGAAGCUGGUGGAUGAGAUGCAGGGUUUGGGGCUGGCGCCUAAUGUGGCCACCCUGAAUAGUGUGCUGAAUGGGUUUUGCAAAAAGGGCGUAAUGGCUGAUGCUGAGAAUUGGCUUGAUGGUAUGGCAUGGAGGAAUAUUGAACCUGAUGUGGUUACUUACAAUACCUUGAUUGAUGGAUAUCGCCGGCUUGGCAAAAUGAAGGAUGCGACAGCGGUGAGGGAGGCGAUGGCAGGGAAGGGGAUUAGUCCAAAUGUCAGAACAUACAAUUGCCUGAUAGCUGGGUUUGACCAGAGUGGGGAUUGGAGGAGUGUUUCUGGUCUUCUCGAUGAGAUGAAGGAGAAAGGUGUUAGAGCUGAUAUUGUUACUUACAAUACACUUAUUGUCGCCCUGUGCUGCAAAGGGGAAGUAGGUAAAGCUGUAAAGCUCUUGGAUGAAAUGUUGAUGGUUGGCUUGGAACCAGAGCAUCGGACUUACAACAACAUAAUAAAUGGGUACUGUGAGAAGGGGAACAUUAAGUCUGCCUUUGAAGUUAGGACCAGGAUGGAGAAAGCUAGGAAACGGGCAAAUGUGGUCACAUACAAUGUGUUCAUCAAGCACCUGUGCAGAAUGGGGAAGAUGGAGGAGGCUAAUGAGCUCCUGAAUGAGAUGUUGGAGAAAGGUCUCGUUCCAAAUAAGGUUACCUAUGAAAUAAUCAAGGAGGGGAUGAUAGAGAAAGGUUACGUUCCUGAUGUAAGAGGACUCGCUUGCUCAGAAGCGCCUGAAAACCUGCCAUCCUGAAACGCUUGAAGACUGGUCGUGUUUCCCAAGAAUAGAAGUAAUAUUCAUGGUCCCCAGUAGUCACACAAAUGAAAUGCAACCAGGAGUUCAUUCCCUGUUGGUGGAAAAAAGAUUUGGGGCUUCCAUCUCCCCUCUGAGUCCUGAGGUGCAGCAAAAUGUUUAUCACCCACAUAAUAAAACAACAUGUGCAUAUCGAGGCUUAUGCACACUUUUUCUCCAAUGAUAUUGUUUGUCUUGCUGAUGGUUCUAACCAGCAAGUGUGUAUUGCAUAUUGUGCUGUUGCUCAGCAUAUGUUUCUGAGCCCCAACCCUGAUGGUAGAUUUAGUGUUCCAAAUUAUUUCGAGUUGUAAAAAUCUCACAUGAAAAAGGGAGCAAGCAGUUCCUUUUCAAAGGACUACCACUGGCUUACCAUCAUCUUGUAAAUUUGGCUGCUUUACCAGGAACUAUUCGUUGUAGUCUUAUGCUUUUACUGGUAUAGGUACCUAUUGUACAGCCUUCAGCUUAUGUGUCCGUACAGUUAUUCUCAAGUGACAAAUCAUGCAAUAGAUCUCCUCUGCUCUUGUGAUCUGAA